Planococcus citri (citrus mealybug) is the source of this 3487-nucleotide messenger RNA. RefSeq names its product neuropeptide Y receptor type 2-like. The transcript is spliced from 5 exons. Gene Ontology annotation, cellular component: plasma membrane; neuron projection. Lineage: Eukaryota; Metazoa; Arthropoda; Insecta; Hemiptera; Pseudococcidae. Gene Ontology annotation, biological process: G protein-coupled receptor signaling pathway. The coding region runs from base 301 to 1713 and encodes 470 amino acids. Gene Ontology annotation, molecular function: neuropeptide Y receptor activity; neuropeptide binding. The record is from RefSeq and is a predicted model, not a curated record.
UGUUGCCGAGACCACAUGUUUCAUUCCUAUUAUUCAUUCGUAAUCGCGCUCACCUGUUUUCAUGUUUGUCAUUUUUUAUCGCUCGUAUACGCGAAAUUAAUUGCUCGAAAUGAAGCGUUAAUUUUCACCGAUGAAAAGCUGCCGGAGUUGAUUACAACAUCUUCUGGGGCGAUUUUAAAUUGCUGGAGAAAAAACAAGUCUUGCUGGAGGCUUCAGAUCGGCUCAAAAAUGUCGGAGAAAUCGAUUCAAGCAGACAUGGAGGCAUAAUGGUAUAACAAUCGAAGAUCGUAUUACGCCAACAUGAUUACGACGACCAGACUGCAUCGACACGAAUCGAAUCUCUUGCCACCUGCAGACACCGGGCAGAUUGUAUCAGCUGUGAUGGGGUACUUGGAGAACACGACGAUGUCGAAAGAGGAGUUAACUGCUGAAUUUGACAAACCAUCACCGCAGGAUGUAAAAUUAUCGAAAUUAUUCAAUUUCAGCCUGCCAGAUGCUUUCGAAAUAAUUAUGGAGCAUAAACGAAAAUUAGAUCAAGUGUUUGUACAACCGGUGGAAAUCUCGUUGAUUGUGAUAUAUGCCGGUUUAAUGUCGUGGGGUAUUAUUGCAAAUGUUUUAUUGUGUUUUAUCGUCGUGCGACAGUGUAUGCGCAAAAAUAUGACCAACAAUGGGCCAUCGCCGCGAAAUUUAUAUAUAGUGAAUUUAGCCAUAGCCGAUAUGUUAUUAUGCAUGAUAUGCAUGCCAUUUACCUUAUUCUCGUUAUUGAAAAGAAGAUGGACGUUGGGUAUAUUGUUAUGUAAAAUGGUACCGAUCGUUCAAGGCACCAAUAUUAUGGUAUCUUCUGGAACCAUUACAGCUAUUGCAUUUGAUAGGUAUUUCACUAUCGUGAGAUCUCCGAGAGAUGCAAUGUGUAGAUGUAGCGUUUCCACGACGUUGAUACUCAUAUGGAUUACGUCGUUUUUAUGUGUACUGCCAUUGGUGUUUUUUCAACAAAUUGAAGCUGUAGCGUUAGGCGAAUUCGUUCUGUAUGAAGUCUGCUUGGAAAAAUGGCCUUCGUCAGAAAUGCAGAAAUCAUACACGAUAACGUUGGCUGUGGCUCAGUUCAUAAUACCUUUAGUCGUGCUGACUGCUGUACAUAUGAAGAUAUCCGUUUAUCUGAACGUGCAUUUGAACGAACCGUCGAGAAAUUCAUUCUGUAAGCGAGCAAGUAGAGAAGUUCGAAGAAAUCGUCGCACAAUGUGGAUCCUGUCCUGUAUCGCAAUCGUGUUCGCAUUAAGUUGGUUACCAUUGACAACAUUCACUGUUAUAUUAGAAUUUGGCAUUUAUACUUUUAAGACUCCAACUUCAAUGUAUAUGACAUUCGUCGUGUGCCAUAUGGUGGCAAUGACCACUGCUGGCACCAAUCCUUUACUUUAUGGUUAUAUGAAUACAAAUUUUAGACGCGAUUUACUCAAUUUAUAUUAUUCAGUAUUUAAAAUUGAUGGAAAUGCUAGACGUAGUCAACGCCGAAGACGAUUAAAUAGUCAGAUUUAUGAAGGGAGACAACAUAGAGAUGGUAAAUCUGCAAACACAACCACUGCUGAGCCUGUGUCAAUCAUUGUAAAGAAUCGCGAUCGAAGAACUAGCUCUAGUGUUGGUACCACAUUAACAACUACAUUUCGAACCAGAUCAUCUAGUUGUGGUAUAGCUCAGCAAAAAAUUGAUGAGUUGUAGUAAUGUAAACUUUUUUUUAGGCAUCUUUUUUUGGGUCAAUUCAAAUUGUUUUCAAUUGUUUGAUGUUUUUUUAUUUUUGAUGAAUUAUAGUUGAUGUGGACAUGAAGUACCUAUCUCAAUCAGCAGGAGAAGUCUGGAUCAGAAAAAAUUUGCAAGAGUAUUUCAGAAAAUACCACCUUAAAAAUUUUCAUUCUCAAAUUUCAAAAUUUUGGUAAAAUUUUAAAUUGGCUUUUAAAAAAUAUCAAUUUUACCUACCUACCUAUGUACCUACCCUACACAUGACUGAAGAGGAAAUCUGAAAUUGGUUAAUAUCUACAUGCUUCAAUUUUGUAAUUUUUCAAUCCCUCAAAUCAAUUAUGAGUGACUUUAUUAAGCUCUUUCUAAGUUUUUAGUGAGACUGAAUCUUCAAGUUUUAUUUAAAAAACAUUUGCUGACAAAAAAAAUAUAUCCAAUUGACCACUACUUAGGUAUACAUUUUUAUUCAAAAAUUCAAACAGAGAGGAGAAAUGGCGAGUGGUGUAAAACUCUAUAUCUGACCCCUAUCUGUGUGAUUUCACAUAGUACUGCCAACUUCAUCAGAAACAUAUCAUAAGUAAUAUGUAUUAAAUUGUAAUUUGUUUGGCUCUAUUCCUCUGAAGAAACUAAAUAGGAUAACUGUAUAAACAUACAUAUUCAGAUAUUACAUCCUCAUUGCAUUCCAUUGAAAACUCCUCAAUAAUAUCUAAGAGGUUAAUUGAGUAAAAAUGUCUUUUUUGAUUUUUGUAUCAUAUACCUUCAAAAAUGAAAAGUCUUGAAAUAAUGAUCCACAGUCAAAUGAAAAGGUGAGAAUUUUGGCUAAAAUUAUCUACCUAAAAAAUUGAGAUCAAUUCUCAAGUUGUCGGCUAUGAUGAAAUAGGUACCUAUCAACUAUACUGUACCAAGCUACCUAUUCUACAACUAGCAUUAUUUUUAGAUCUGAACUGAAAUUAUUGAACCUCAGAUCUUAUUUUAAAUAUAUAAUGUGUAUGUGUAAAGCAAGAAGUGAUUUAAUUUUAACAGAUGAGAAAUCACAACAAUUUAAAAAGUGUUCUUUUGUUUUAAUUAUUGUGCUUUUAUUUAAUGUUAAUAAAUUAUGUGUUUUGAUGUUUCAUUCCUCGGUGUUGUUUUUGAGGAUUUCCUUUCUGUAAAUUGAUACAUAUUACAUCAUCUAAAAAUGUAUUUUUAAUUACCUACUGUGGUUUUAUUUAUCAACAAUAAUAGUUUUUCAUUUUUCUCCCAUAAAAGAAUAAUUAUGUCAACCAACUUUUUAUUUUAUUUCCUAAAAAAUUCCUAUCUGGUAAAAUUCCUCGCUACUUUGUUUCAAUGGACAUACUCGAUUCAUACUAUAGGUACCAUUUAGUAUUCAUAAUUGACGUUUUAAAAAAUUACCUUUUACAUAUUAAGACUUCAUUUUUUGAAAUUUAUGAUCACAAAUAUUGAUUGCAUAGUACUCUUUUUAACAUUUAUAAGAAGUUGUGUGCUUAUAAUGAUUUGAAAAGUUCUAACUUCUAACCAGUUGUAGGGAAAUUUAAGGUACCUACCUAUGAGAUGAGGUAAUGACACAAUGAAACGAGUACUUUCCUGUAUAAAUAUUGUUGUAAAAUUGCACAAUUAUAAACAAACAGAAAGACUGAAAUGCAAUUGUAAAAUAUCCUUAUUGUAUAAAAAUGUUUUAUUUAUCAAACUAUAAUAUAGACAGAAUACAUAUUUUUUGUGUUUAUUUUUGUGUGUUGAAAUAAACUUUCUGUGUGAUGUA